UGGGGCGGAAGAGCGAUAGGGGUCUGACCGUGUGUCACGAAGGGCGCUAAGCUCCUCCUCCUCUUCCACCAACCGCGGGAAGCUCCGGGGACCUCACUUGUAGCCGAGCCCAGCCCCUUCCCUCCGCUCCCCGCCCUCUGCCUCCGGAGCCGUCACGCGGGUACCUUCUCCGCCCGCCGAGAUGGUGCUCGACCCCGCAGGGCAGCAUCUCAGACAUGUUGAAAAAGAUGUUUUGAUCCCUAAAAUAAUGAGAGAAAAGGCCAGAGAGAGGUGUUCUGAACAAGUUCAAGAUUUUACCAAAUGUUGUAAAGAUUCUGGAUUCCUUAUGGUAGUAAAGUGCCGGAAAGAAAAUUCUGCAUUGAAAGAAUGUCUAACUGCUUACUAUAAUAAUCCAGACUUUUAUGAAGAAUGCAAAAUGGAAUACCUGAAGGAAAGGGAAGAAUUCAGAAAAACUGGAAUUCCUACCAAGAAAAGGCUUCAGAAGCUUCCCACAAGCAUGUAGGCAAAUAUUCAAAUGAUGCUCACGAACUCUAACAUUAUUUAUGGAAGUCAUUUCAGGAAAUCACCUGAAAAAAUGGGCUCAUGAUAAGAAUGUGUUUGCUUUAUCUUAAUUAUGGAAAUAUUAAUUUUACCUGAAAUAAAGAUCUUUUUUUUUAUUUCAAAGUUCUUUAUCAGAAGGAAUAGAUAGUCAUACAUACUGAAAUGGGAUAUAAUUUUCCUGGUCAUUCUGGAUUUUUAAAGUUUUUCCAGAACUAUGGUUCUGUAACAGUGAUGAUAAUUCUUAAGAAUUCCAUAUGGAUCUUAUAUUACCUUCUUCCAGUGUUUAGGCAAAUGGCCAAUUAUGGGGACAAAAAAUAAAGAAAAGUAGGAAUGGACAAACUUCAAAGAUGUUAAUAAUAACUAGAACCAGAAUCCUUCCAGGCUCUACCAUUUAUUAGUUAUGCAACUGUGGAAGUAAAUCUCACAGUUAUUGUGAGGAUUUAUUGAGUAUUACAGGUAUGUGUACAGUAUAUAUAGGACAGUGUCUCAGACAUGGCAAAUGUUCUUUAAUUGGUAGUUGUUGUUAGUAGUGAAAGCUUAUUUGGAAACAUAGAUAGGGAGAUGAGUACUUAAAUGAAUUAAUUUUAAUUACAUCUUUGAUGGAAAAUGUUCUAAAAGGUAUUAUGUUCUUGACCUGUUAACUUGGCUACUGAAAAUCUUUCAUUUUAAAAAGUCAUUAUUGUAAGUAUGAAUUACCGUUUGUGUAACAUAGUAAUGGACUCAGGAGAUAGUAUGAAAAAUUUGUCCCAGUGCAAUUAUUUGGUCCCAGGUUGAGCUUCUGUAUUAAAACUUGUUCUUUUCUUCCCCAUGAACUGUUAACUCUUUAUCACUGCCACUGUAACCAAUUUCCAGUUAAGUAAACUUUAUGUAUAUUUUCACAGUCCUCAUUAAAAUCGCAAACAGAAAUUACAACCCAGUAAGACAAGAUUUAACGUUGGCCCCAAUCCCAUGAAAUAGAUCUGAGUUUUUUUUUUUUAAAUGACUUAGUAAAAUUAAGUCAAAUAAGACACUAAAGAAUCAAUGGAUGUUUAAGUUCCACACUUUACUCGAGUGAGCCACUCAAAGAACUAUUUUACUCUUAUUUGAAAUACAAAGAAACCACAUUUUCCCAGGCCACAGAUCAAAAGGAGGGAGAUUACUAGAACAGACAAAAGCAAAGCAAAUAAAGAAAUCCAGAGACCACACAGCAUAGGGGCAAACAAGCCUAUAUUCCUGUUGGCCUUUUGGUUUUCGUGCAUUUCCUAGAGCACAGGACCUUAAUUCUUGUUUUUAAUGAUGGUUCAAAUGAAGAAAGGCAAAACAGUUACUUUAAGAAGCUGGUGAAAUCAUCUGACCAUUAUAUAAUUUUGAUUAAAAUCAAAGCAGACUUCAAUUUUACGUGGAAAGUUCAGUUACAUAGAUGUCACUUUCCCCAUAGGUGCCAGGCAAAUUAAAUAGUAUAAAUAAUGGGUUUGUCCCUCUUUAUCAUGUCAAAAACUAAACCAUUAUAGCAUCCAGAACAUGUAUGCCUGUCCACACUCAGCUGCCUCAGUUGCGUCUUGCUUGCUCAUUGGUGCCUCUGCUUAUGUUAUUCCUUGUUCACAAGUGACAAUCCAUGGGUUGUUUUUUUUUAACCCCUCAAGAGUUACCUUCUCCAAGAAGCCUUUCUGGAUAAGAUUAUUACUUUGUUGUCACAUGAUUAAGUCUGAAUUUCCCCCCUAUCUAUUUUGGUUUCCUAAUGUUUCACAUAAGUAUGUCCCUGUUCUACUUAUGAAUUGUUCCAUUUUGGCAGCAACGCAAUUAAAAAAAUCUUCCUUUUAGAGAUGUAAAUUUUACUGAUAAGGGAUCAAGAGGAAAGAAUGUGUGUUGUUUUCUGUGUUCUCUUCAUUCUGUUCCGUUAUGGAUGUGCUGAAUUGGGUUAUCUUAUAAAAAUAAAUCUAAAGAUUAAAGAAAAUUUCAAAAGAAGCUAUUUGGAGCAAAUUUCAACUAGUAUGAGAGGUCAACCUAAAAUUUUCAAUUUUAAGAAAAUCAUAAGCCAUUCAUGGGCCACUCAUUUCUUUUUGAAUCUUACCUAGAUGAUCAUUAAGUGUACAUUAAAAAAUUUCUGGCUGGGGGGGCUGGAAGGUUCAGUUAGUUAGAGUGUGGUGUUUUAACACCAAGGUCAAGGGUUUGGAUCCCCAUACAGGGCAGCCAUCCAAAAAAAAGUUUCUGGCUAGGUUAAAAAUUUUUUUGGUUAUCUUUUGCUGUGGGUUAAACCUUCUCCCCAAAGGUUCAUGUAUUAGAAACCCAACCUCAAUUUUCAUAGUGUUAAGAGGGGGGGGGGAAAUCCCGUUAUGGUAAUUCAAAGAUGCAACCUUGAAGGAAGAGGUGAUUGUGAAGACUAUGCUCUUGUGAAUGGAUUGAUCCAAUCAUGGUGUAAUGAGUGUGGUUCUGAUGGCUUUAAAAGGAGAGCAAGUGAGGAGGUUAGCUCUCUUGCUCAGCCAUUUGCAAUAUAACUUGCAUUGCUAUGUAGUCACCACCAAGAACAAGGCCCUCACCAGAUGCGCCCCUGGACUUUGUACUUCCCAGCCUCUACACUUGAAUAAAUUCUACUUCUUUAUAAA
This is a messenger RNA of Cynocephalus volans (Philippine flying lemur), 3122 nucleotides long. RefSeq names its product C-X9-C motif containing 1 (gene CMC1). Lineage: Eukaryota; Metazoa; Chordata; Mammalia; Dermoptera; Cynocephalidae. Bases 182 to 502 code for a protein of 106 amino acids. Gene Ontology annotation, cellular component: mitochondrion. The record is from RefSeq and is a predicted model, not a curated record. The transcript has 4 exons.